This is a messenger RNA of Phycomyces blakesleeanus NRRL 1555(-), 1782 nucleotides long. RefSeq lists its product as hypothetical. The record is from RefSeq and is a predicted model, not a curated record. The transcript has 6 exons. Bases 1 to 1782 code for a protein of 593 amino acids. NCBI's taxonomy places the organism in Eukaryota, Fungi, Mucoromycota, Mucoromycetes, Mucorales, Phycomycetaceae. Gene Ontology annotation, molecular function: protein binding.
AUGACACGAAGAAAAUCCGUUCAAGAACUCGUCAGACCUCUUCGAAAACUCACCUUGCUCACCGGCCAUUCUUCAAAAAGUCUUUCUCUAGUACCUGAACAGACUAUACAGUGCCAUGAACAGCCUACUUUCUUGAGCCGCCUACCUCAUGAAAUUGCUCUCACUAUCCUUCGUUUCUUACCAUUCGAAGAUCUCGUGCGAGUUCAACUGACUUGCCGACGGUGGCGAACAAUUGCUCAAGAUAUUUCAAUCUGGCGAACUCGAUACCAAUCCCUCUGCAAGAAAUACCCGGAUAUCCACCUUCACCUCCAGACCACAAAGAUCAAUGACCUAACUAACCUGUCUUGGCAGACCCGCUAUUGUCAGGCAAUUUCGUCUACCAAUUGGCGUAUGGGGUCUGUACAACGAUUGUGUAAAAUCAGCUGUGAAGGUGGAAGAAUACUAUCCAUUAAACUGAGAGCAAAUAUCUUGGUGACCUUGAACGAGGAUAAUUGCGUUCGAUUAUACGAAUAUUCUACUUCAAAUGGCUUCCAGUUGCAGAUCAAAUGGACUUUUGGUGAUGUGUCUCAACCAGCAAAUGUAGUUGAAUGCAUAGACAUCCUGCCUGAAAUCAACAUCUUGGUAGUCGCACUCCGAGGAUCAAAGUGCAUAUUUUAUGAUAUCAACAAAAAGAACCCGCGUGAACCUAUCCAGGUUCUCAAGGGUGGCAGCCACCCAUCCUUUGUCCCUGAUUCAAUUGCCCUCAAUCAGGAUUACUUUGCCGUUCUGGGAAGAAAGCCGUCUGCUCUCUUUGUCUGGCACUGGCGUAAAGGAGUCCGGUUAGCUAACAAGGCAUUUGAUAAUCAGCCUCACAGCGUGUACUUGUCCGACCAUCAUGUUGUGACUAUUAGUGUGGACGGAAUAGCCCAUGCAUUCGACAUCCUUGACCAGACCAAAUCUGCCGUGCCCCACACCCUUCCACCCUGCAGCAUGCCAUCUGUGGAAUAUGAUGGGUCCCUCAGCAUGGUAUUGGCACCUUUUCAGAGCAGACGUAUCCACCACUUCCAAUGGACUCCCUUACCAUCAAAAGAUAUUUCCGGUGACAACCUCCUCUCCCUCCUACCUACCCAAUCUAUAUCCACUCCACACUCCUCACCCCCUCAAAUGUCCUCUCCCUCUUCAACCCAAGCCCCAGCUCCCUCUAUUCCGACUCCUAGUCCUAGUCCUACUCCACCUUCUCCUCGCCGUAAUCUCCUGCCGUCAUUACUCUCACGCCACAAGAAAAAAGAAAAGGAGCCCCGGGAUCCUCUCUUGAUGCGUCUCCGACGACACUCUUCUUACAACGACUAUGGAUAUGCCUGCCAGAUGCGGACUGCCCACUACAUCAAACAGCAGCAACACCCCCACUCUCAUUUCUACUCGCCGACCACAUCGAUCCGUACUCCCGAUUUCUCACACAAGCCGGCCUUGAUCCACUCAAUCCGCACCAGCCCACUUGGCCGAACCGCUCUAGAGAUCAUCAAUGUCGCUACACACAACGGCAGGGUUGCAACUCUCAAUCGCCACGGAGACAUUGCUCUCUACGCCCUCAACGGGACUACUGCAGCCCGAGUGAGUCUUCCGACCGGAGAAUGUGAAUGGAUAGAACCAGCUGCAGAUCACAGUCGACAAGACGAUCGAUUGUCAGAUGGCUACGAUUUUGUGCGUUCCCGAUUGGCCAUGGGCCCGAUGGGGAUUGUGUAUGGUGGUCGAGAAGGAGAUGUUUGGUGGAUGGAUUUUGGAUGUCGACCAAACUUCUUUUAA